This is a messenger RNA of Acanthopagrus latus (yellowfin seabream), 713 nucleotides long. RefSeq lists its product as uncharacterized. The record is from RefSeq and is a predicted model, not a curated record. NCBI's taxonomy places the organism in Eukaryota, Metazoa, Chordata, Actinopteri, Spariformes, Sparidae. Bases 1 to 684 code for a protein of 227 amino acids. The transcript has 5 exons.
AUGGCUCCCCAGCUCUACAUCACCGCGUACAAAGAGCAGUUUGCGUCUCCCGGCAGGACCAAGCGAGAACCACUUCGACCCACCUCUGCCAACCGCAGGAACAACCCCCAGCCCCGGCCGGACUUUCUGUUUCCCCGGAGUCUCCAGCCCAACUACAGGUCGUGCCGCACACUACCGCCCCCCUCGGCCCCUGUGGACGCCGACCGCCCUCUCUUCCCCCCAGUCAGACAUCUGUCAUUCCACAGUCCGGUUACAGCUUAUCCUGACAACCACCUGAACACAGUGGACACGGACAAACCAAACCACAUGCCUCCUGUCAACCCAUCCACAGCACAGGCUCUGCCCUCUGCUGACGGCGUGCAGAAACUACAGCUGACUGAGCCGCCUGCGGGCCCUGGAUUUGAGCUCCACCCGGCUUUGAAGAACCCAGCAAGAGUGGAUUAUCAGAGGAAUGUUUAUCCUCUCUCAGCACAGCAACUCAGGCAACGUUCAGCUAUUCAUCUUCGGACAAGACCCCAAACGGGCAACCCUCAACGCCACUUUCCACGGACACAAUUCUGGAGGUCAAGUUCCAAUAGCAGCCUGGAUUAUAGUGGGUGCUACAGCUGCUUCCAUGUGGUGAAGCCCUACCAGGCUGGCCACUACAUCAUACACCCAGAGUUUGUGUCUGAGUGCCUUCGUUAGGACUAUUAGAGCACGGGCUUCCACUGUGG